Molecule: messenger RNA, 291 nt
Organism: Darwinula stevensoni
Lineage: Eukaryota; Metazoa; Arthropoda; Ostracoda; Podocopida; Darwinulidae
Source: the annotation of a GenBank genome assembly
AUGAAAAAGCAUCUCAUUUAUGGCAUUGCCAUAAAGAGCUGCGUUGAUUUUGCAGAAUUUCCUGAUGGUGUUCUCAAUGUUUCAUUUCUUGAGACAGUGGAUGAUGGGACUGGAUGCAUCCUAUGCAUUUUGAGAACUCAAUCUACUGAUGAUAUGGGUGAUACUAAGAACAUCCAGACUAAUCAACAUGACAAAUGCCACCAAGGGAAUUUCAGCCUUGGGGAUUUGGUCCUUGUCCGUGGUAACCCUCAAAUGCAACGGGAUGAGCACCGUAUCCUAGUCACAUAUCAU